AUGAUGUUAACCCAAUUUGCCAUUGAGUACAAGCCGCGCCCGACCAUCAAGGGACAAGCAUUAGCCGACUUCAUCGUCGAAUGCACUGCAAGGGACCCGGAGCCUGACCGACCGACCGCCCUAGAAGAACCCUGGUGGGAAGCCUCCACUGACGGAUCGUCCAGCAAAAAAGGGUGUGGAGGAGGAAUCGUGCUUACAUCUCCUGAAGGCUUCAAAGUGUAUCAAGCUCUAAUCUUCAAAUUCCGACCCACCAAUAACGAAGCGGAAUACGAGGCACUCAUAGGCGGUCUACGGCUGGCCAAGCAGAUGAAGGCCGACCGACUGCGAUUACGGUCAGACUCCCGAUUGAUAAUUGGACAGCUCUCUAAUACGAUCGAAGCAAAGGAGGACCGGAUGAUACGAUACAAAGACAUCGCACUUGAGUGGUUGCAGCAGUUUGACAAAUAUGAGCUGAUUCAAGUACCAAGGGCGGAAAACACAGAUGCCGACAUGCUAUCCAAAUUGACCCAGGAAGCUCCCGAAUACGUGUCAAAGAUUGCUCGGGUCGAAGAGAUUGUAACGCCUAGCAUCGACAUCAUUGAGGUUCGACCGGUCGAGAUAAGCGAGCCAGACUGGAUGUACGGUCUGAAAGGAUACAUAACCGAUGGCACCCUACCGGACGAUCCUGCACGAGCAAAGAAAGUCAGAUUGAGGGCACCCCGAUUCCAGUUGAUCGACGGUAGGCUCUACAAACGAUCGUAUGGCGGCCCACUCCUGAGGUGUUUGACCAGCGAUGAGGCUAAGAUUGUGACUGAAGAAGUCCAUGACGGAAUCUGCUCGGCCCACCAAGGACCAAGGACGCUAACGCAAAAGAUUGUCUUGUUAGGUUACUACUGGCCCUCUAUGAAUUUGGAUUGUGAGCAGUACGUGCGACGAUGCGCUACAUGCCAAGAAUUCCACAAGUUGCCCGGUCGACCAGCGACCUACUACCAGCCGGUCAGCGAGGUAAUUCCAUUCGCAAGAUGGGGAGUAGACUUGAUUGGUGCAUUCCCAAUGACGGCCGGUCGAAAAAAGUACGUGAUAGUGGCCGUUGAUUACUUCACCAAGUGGGUCGAAGCCGAAGCGUUAGCGACCAUUACCUCCCAACAGUGUCAGAAGUUCUUAUGGCACAAUGUGAUCACUCGCUUUGGCGUACCCGUCCACCUAACCACAGACAAUGGGACACAAUUUGACAGUCAACCGUUCAGAAACUUCAUGGCUCACUUGGGCAUCAGACACACCCGGGCGGCCGUAGCAUAUCCACAAGCCAAUGGACAAGUGGAGAAUGCUAACCGAACGAUUCUAGACGGGCUGNAUUGUAACGCCUAG
Molecule: messenger RNA, 1347 nt
Organism: Ipomoea triloba (trilobed morning glory)
Lineage: Eukaryota; Viridiplantae; Streptophyta; Magnoliopsida; Solanales; Convolvulaceae
Exons: 1
Coding region: 1-1347 (448 amino acids)
Biological process (GO): DNA integration
Molecular function (GO): nucleic acid binding; RNA-DNA hybrid ribonuclease activity
Source: RefSeq, a predicted model, not a curated record